AUGGUGAAUGUUGCGGGGAGGUCAAAGGGCUGCUCUACCUGUCGUAAAAGGCGCAUCAAAUGCGGCGUGAAGGAUAUCACCUUCAUCAAAGGAACCAUUGUGAAAUCGAGAAGAUCUGAGAAGAGAACAAAUGAAUCGGCGAAGUAUGGCGUCAAGGACGCAGACUCUACUGAGUGUCAAGUACCCCGUUUUGCGUCACUCAAGGGCGACGACUCCGAGAUUUACGUCUGCUAUGCUCGGAAGUAUCUUCGGCAAGGCGCUCCACUUGAUUUAGCCCUGCAGAGAAUCCGGCUCGACGACAUCACGUCUGCUAGAAUGAACACGACGAAUGAUCAUCUCUUCCAUCAAGCCUUCUUGAGCUUUGCUAUCCUUGUAUACGGUACCCAAUACCGGGAAACGCCUAUCAUUGAAAAAGGGUAUGCUAUAUAUGGAGAAGCACUAAAGAAGCUUAAUCAUGCACUAUCAGACCCGGAAUGCUAUACUCGUGACGACGUCAUUCUUUCAGUCAUUGCCUUCUCUAUGUUGGCUUGUAUAGUGCCGACAAGCGCAGGACAAUACCUAAAACACAUGAUGGGACUGCAAACCCUUCUCGGGCUCCGCGACCCCCGCUCCUCUUGCUUCCUGGGAUCCACCGGAUCUUACAAGGCAGUGCGGCAUAUGAUGCUUUUUGCUUCACUGCGCACUGCGAAACCAUCGAUACUCGCGAGAGCAGAGUGGAAGGCCGUCUUGAGAGCGAACUGCUCAGCCAAAGAGAUCCAGGAACAAGAAUUGUUCGACGUUUUAGCAGACUGCUCGAUUAUAAACGCACAGCGGGAUGGUAUGCUAAUAAAAAGGCGGUUAGAACCUGAAUGUAGUGCUGGUGAACGAGGCGAAGCAAGAGAGAAGGCUCUAAUACUGCUCACUCGGCUCCAUGAUUGGCGAAAGAAAUGGGACGAUGAUGAGAGAAACUCCCACACCGAGCUCUCGAUGCCCUUGGCUAUGCAGCAGUCAAAACAAGAUUCGUUGCGAAACAACUUGUCCACAUGCCCAUUUCUCACAGUCUUAGCGUUCUCAGACGAAUCAACAGUAACGAUGUUUAUGUUUUACAAUACAGCACUCAUCUACAUCUUCCGCGUCCUAGCCAACUUAGCUGUCCAAAGUUUUGGUGCACAGUUUGAUCAAAGCUUCACAAAGAACAGGCUCCAUGCUGGGUCUCAGGGUGAUAGCUGGGAAACCCCAAGAGACAAGUACAAUACCGCAGAACAACUAGCAGCCCUCAAUAUAUACCGCUCUCUCCCUAACUACUUGGUCCAAAUGUCAUCGACGUCCACAAAUACCACACCGAUUGUUCAUUGGGCUAUCUCAACCGCUUGGGUUACGCUUGGCGGUCAUGAAUCCGCUUACGGAAGAUGGCUAAAGGAGCUGCUAAACGCUGAAGGUCAAGAUGUCGUUGCACAAGGUCUAUGGAACAUUUAA
Talaromyces atroroseus is the source of this 1455-nucleotide messenger RNA. RefSeq lists its product as hypothetical. The transcript has 2 exons. Bases 1 to 1455 code for a protein of 484 amino acids. Gene Ontology annotation, molecular function: DNA-binding transcription factor activity, RNA polymerase II-specific; zinc ion binding. Lineage: Eukaryota; Fungi; Ascomycota; Eurotiomycetes; Eurotiales; Trichocomaceae. Gene Ontology annotation, biological process: regulation of DNA-templated transcription. The record is from RefSeq and is a predicted model, not a curated record.